UGAAGCUGGUCAUUUYAUAUUGGUYGGCAGCGAUGAAGGUCUUGUMUUUUGCAUUGGCUCUUGCUAUUUUUGUKGUUUCACAGGGARAAGACAACUUUAUCGAAGAUGUGUCARAUGAUAUGACCUCAUCUGUGCURGGGGAUGUCUUUGAUGACUAUCAGUUGGUAGAGGAUGAAGGUUCUGGAGUUGAACCAACASCAACACCCCACAGACCUAAUCGGGAGUGCGUCCGUCAAUUGAAAAAGUGUUACGCUGGUGAAAGCGGAAGAAAAUGGGUUGAUAAACAUACAUGCAGGCUUGGAUUUUGUCAAUGCAGACGAAAGGUAUGUGAAAACUACUUUCGCGCCUGCAAUUCUAACUCUUGGUGUUCAUUGAAGAAGGUCUGCAUGAAAUCAUUCAAAGCCUGCAAAUAUAAUCCAAGGAAAGAGAGUAAAUGCAGAAGAAAGCUAAGACGAUGUCUUAAACGUUCUGGUGACAACAAGAAAGACACAAAAAAAUGUCUUAAGUCAUUCAGCAAAUGCCUGCCUGGGAAGAAGCUCUUUUAAAAACUUGUGUUGAGCACAAUAUGAAUGAGCUUUAGUUUCAUUAGAAUAGAAAGGGAAUUGUAUUAGAUUAGAUUUAAAGGUUAAUAAAAAUAUAAUGCACAGGGAUCUUAA
Exaiptasia diaphana is the source of this 656-nucleotide messenger RNA. RefSeq lists its product as uncharacterized. The record is from RefSeq and is a predicted model, not a curated record. Lineage: Eukaryota; Metazoa; Cnidaria; Anthozoa; Actiniaria; Aiptasiidae. Bases 33 to 545 code for a protein of 170 amino acids. The transcript has 4 exons.